AUCCUGUGCUGGCAUCGUCCUCCUUUCUUCGGAGGUUCCUAAGCGUGGAGAGUACUAUAGAAGUGUUUGUUAAGAGAGAUCCGGUAUUUGUUUCGGGCACUCGUUCCUUGAUUGGGAAGCGAGAAACGGAGAUAGACCGCAAGAGACAGUAGUGGAAAUCAGUAGAUAAUAAGAUAUAUAGUGUUGAAAAUGGAGCGGUAUUUGAAGAGAUUCGAGGUGGAGCACAAAAAUCCAUCAGUGGAAGCUCUGAGCAGAUGGAGAUCCGCGGUAACGGUCGUGAAGAACCCCGCCCGCCGAUUUCGUAUGGUCGCUGAUCUCGUCAAGCGAAGAGAGGCGGAGAAGAAAAGGCUAAAACUCCAGGAACAAAUACGAGUGGCUCUUUAUGUACAGAAAGCGGCACUGCAGUUCAUCGAUGCUGGUGGUCCAUCCCAUGAAUACAAGUUGUCAGAUGAGGUUAAGGAGGCAGGUUUUGGUGUAGACCCCGAUGAGCUUGCAUCUAUUGUUAGCAGCCAUGAUAUUAAGCGCUUGAAAGACAAUGGUGGAGUUGAAGGAAUUGCAGAGAAAGUAUCCGUAUCACUUAGUGAAGGUGUCCAAGAAAGAGAAUUACCUACCAGGGAAAAGAUCUACGGCCUCAAUCAAUAUACAGAAAAACCUCCCAGAACCUUUUUGAUGUUUGUAUGGGACGCACUACAAGACCUGACACUAAUUAUUCUUAUGAUUUGUGCUCUAGUUUCUAUAGGCGUAGGAAUCCCCACUGAAGGAUGGCCGAAGGGUUUGUAUGAUGGAUUGGGAAUCUUACUCAGUAUAUUAUUGGUGGUCAUGGUUACUGCUAUUAGUGACUACAAGCAGUCCUUGCAAUUCAGAGAUUUGGAUAAGGAGAAGAAAAAGAUUUCUGUUCAAGUCACUCGGGAUGGUUAUAGACAAGAAGUCUCCAUCUAUGACUUGGUCGUGGGAGAUAUAGUUCAUUUAUCAAUCGGGGACCAAGUUCCAGCUGAUGGGGUAUUUAUAUCCGGAUACAGCUUUCUUAUUGAUGAGUCAAGCUUGUCAGGAGAGAGUGAACCAGUUCAUGUAUACAAUGGAAGACCUUUUCUUCUUUCAGGAACCAAAGUUCAAGAUGGGUCUGGAAAGAUGCUGGUUACGACAGUUGGUAUGAGGACAGAAUGGGGGAAGUUGAUGGAAACCUUGAGUGAGGGUGGAGAAGAUGAGACACCACUGCAGGUGAAGCUAAAUGGUGUUGCUACAAUUAUUGGAAAAAUUGGUUUGGCUUUUGCUUCACUGACCUUUAUUGUACUUACUGCGAGGUUUCUGGUGGGGAAAGCGAUUCAUAAUGAGUUGACAGAUUGGUCUUCGAGUGAUGCAUUGACACUUUUGAACUACUUUGCCAUUGCAGUUACUAUAAUUGUUGUUGCUGUACCAGAAGGAUUACCACUGGCUGUGACACUUAGCCUUGCCUUUGCAAUGAAGAAAUUAAUGAAUGACAAGGCCCUUGUAAGACAUCUGUCUGCAUGUGAGACAAUGGGUUCUGCUAGUUGUAUCUGCACAGAUAAGACGGGGACAUUAACCACAAACCAUAUGGUGGUUAAUAAGAUAUGGGCAUGCAGAAAAACUGAAGACAUCAAAGCUCACAGGGUUGGAGAUUAUUUGAACUUGAAAAUAUCUGAUGGUGUUGUAGCUAUUCUUUUGCAGGCUAUAUUUCAAAAUACUAGCUCUGAAGUAGUCAUAGAUAAAGAGGGAAAGCAAAGCAUUUUGGGAACACCAACUGAAUCUGCACUAUUGGAGUUUGGCUUGCUUUUAGGAGGGGAUUUCAGUGCACAGCGUAGACAAUGCAAAAUACUUAAAGUUGAGCCUUUCAAUUCAGUAAAAAAAAAGAUGACUGUUCUUGUGGCACCUCUUGAGGGUGGUUUCAGGGCUUUCUGCAAGGGUGCAUCAGAAAUAGUAUUAAAAAUGUGUGACAAGGUUGUUGAUGACAGUGGAGAAGUUGUUGUUCUGUCUGAAGAACAGGAGAGGAAUGUCUCUGAUGUGAUUAAUGGCUUUGCCUCUGAAGCUCUGAGAACUCUCUGCUUGGCUUUUAAAGAUCUGGAUGACACUUCUGAUAAAAACAGCAUCCCUGAGGAUGGCUAUACAUUGAUAGCAGUUGUUGGAAUCAAGGAUCCAGUGCGACCUGGAGUCAAGGAAGCAGUUCAAACUUGUUUAGCAGCUGGAAUUACUGUACGUAUGGUCACUGGUGACAACAUAAACACAGCGAAAGCCAUAGCAAAGGAAUGUGGUAUAUUGACAGAGGAUGGUGAAGCCAUAGAAGGACCAGAGUUCCGUAGCUUGCCUCAUGAUGUUAUGAGGCAAAAAAUACCGAAAAUUCAGGUAAUGGCUCGGUCGUUGCCUUUGGACAAGCACACAUUGGUAACCCAGUUGAGGCAAAUGGGAGAGGUCGUCGCAGUGACUGGUGAUGGAACCAAUGAUGCUCCAGCUUUGCAUGAGGCAGAUAUUGGACUUGCUAUGGGCCUAGCAGGAACAGAGGUUGCCAAAGAAAGUGCUGACGUCAUCAUAAUGGAUGACAAUUUUUCAACUAUUGUAAAUGUAGCAAGAUGGGGACGUGCAGUAUAUAUCAAUAUUCAAAAGUUUGUGCAGUUCCAGUUAACUGUCAAUGUUGUUGCUCUCAUAAUCAAUUUUGUUUCUGCAUGCAUCUCUGGAUCUGCACCCUUAACUGCUGUGCAGUUACUCUGGGUAAACAUGAUUAUGGACACUCUCGGUGCACUAGCUCUGGCGACAGAGCCUCCAAAUGAGGGACUGAUGAAAAGGCCUCCAGUUGGUAGGGGCACAAGUUUCAUCACCAAGACAAUGUGGAGGAAUAUAAUUGGUCAGAGCAUAUAUCAACUCGCUGUCCUUGGAGUCCUCAAUUUUGGUGGGAAGCACCUACUGGGACUCAGUGGCUUAGAUGCUACUACAGUGCUUAAUACUUUGAUAUUCAAUUCAUUCGUAUUUUGCCAGGUGUUCAAUGAAAUAAACAGCCGUGAUAUAGAGAAGAUUAACAUAUUCCGCGGCAUGUUUGAUAGCUGGGUAUUUUUGGCAAUCAUAUUAAUAACAGUGGUUUUUCAAGUGAUCAUAGUUGAGUUCCUGGGAACUUUUGCCAGCACUGUGCCACUAAGCUGGCAAUAUUGGCUUCUCAGCGUCGCGAUAGGCGCUGUUAGCUUGCCUAUUGCAGUCUUGCUGAAAUGCAUCCCUGUUGAAAGUACAGCGGCUAAGCACCAUGAUGGUUAUGAUGCGCUCCCUUCUGGUCCAGAAUUGGCUUGACGGGGAGGUUUUUUUUUCCUUUUAUUUUACAACUGCAAGGCAAGUGGCUAAUAGAUUGUUUAACACAAUCUAAUUUUCUUUUUCCUGGAUGAGAUAAGUCUUGGGAAUACAAGUGCAGAGGAGAUAUAGACCUUUCACUGUCCUCUCUCUGCAUUUUGGCAUCUUUGCCUUGGAGAUUAAGAAAAGAUAAUGGCUUCAUUUGGUGGAGCAGUUGGGUUGAUUUUCAACGCUAUCUGUUAAGCUGUGGGGAAAAAAAACUGAGCUUAAAACUGUGAAAUAAGCUACCUAUACUGGAAAAGAAGGCUCUCUUUGGGUGCUCGCUUGUUAAAGAAUAGCCUUCAUUUCGAGCAUAAUUGGAGUGACAAUUUUGCCUUCAGUUGGAUUGACGAUAUUUCUUGGCUUUCUGAGUCUUCUUGCUCUCUUUCUUUGUUGGUGUUAUUGUUACAUAUUAACUGUUUAUAUAAAGAAAAUUUCACCUUGGCUUCUAAAGUGUAGUGCCAAUAUUUCUCGGCCUUUUAACUC
This is a messenger RNA of Tripterygium wilfordii, 3810 nucleotides long. Its product is annotated as putative calcium-transporting ATPase 11, plasma membrane-type. Bases 190 to 3288 code for a protein of 1032 amino acids. The transcript is spliced from 7 exons. The record is from RefSeq and is a predicted model, not a curated record. Lineage: Eukaryota; Viridiplantae; Streptophyta; Magnoliopsida; Celastrales; Celastraceae. Gene Ontology annotation, molecular function: P-type calcium transporter activity; ATP binding; calmodulin binding. Gene Ontology annotation, cellular component: intracellular membrane-bounded organelle; membrane. Gene Ontology annotation, biological process: calcium ion transmembrane transport.